Molecule: messenger RNA, 16731 nt
Organism: Lymnaea stagnalis (great pond snail)
Lineage: Eukaryota; Metazoa; Mollusca; Gastropoda; Lymnaeidae
Source: the annotation of a GenBank genome assembly
GUCGCGCCCGCGCGCAGCUCUCAUCUCUUGAAGCACAGGUUACCUUCAUAGUCAUAGUUUUUCCCCCCCGUAUUCUCUCUUCUUAGAGAAUAUUUAGGAUUUUAAAAAAAGUUCUUCAGACAUUUUCCAUAUUUCGCAGACGUACUGGUUUAGAUUUCCCUUACAUUAGGAUAUACCUGGCACCAACUAACUGGUAAAGUAAAGAGAGAUAUAAAACCAACCAAUCAGAAGCAGCGGUAUAAUUCUUACAGAUCGAAAGUAGGACGGAAAUUAAUUUUAGUGCAUUCGCAUGGUGGGACUAAAGUCUAGUCAAUUAACUAGUCAUCGGAGGUUUAUAAGCUGUAUACUACAUGUGAGGCAUUAUGUGGAACUUAAAUAGCAUGAUAAACCAGUGUGUUAAGUGUGGAUCUAAAUUUACAUCGACGGAGAAGCCGUUGAAACUUUUGCCAUGUCUUCAUUCGAUGUGUUUAGAUUGCUUGUAUGGACGAACUGCGGUUCGCGAACUAUCGCCAGUGUCGGAAAAGGCGGGUCAAGAGGAGAACCAGGCAAAUUUGUGUAAAGAGGCGGACAAAAACUUGACUGAUUUGGAUAAAAAUCAUUUAGAUGAAUUAGACGAUAUUGAAAAUCAUACAGACGAAUCAAAGACAGAUGAUAAUAAUGGUGUCAAUGGUGUGAUAGUAGUUAAAGAGGCCGGUGAUGAGUUGAAAAAAAGUGAUGGUAGGCCUAAUGAACAAGGUCCGAAUAUUGAAACCGAAAGGGAGGACUCCAAUCACGCGAACAGUAAUAUUAUUAAUGGUUUAGAGAAAUCUCCAAAAACACAGUCUCAGAUAAAUGAAAGUAUACAUAACAUAACUGAAGCUGGUCCAUCGGUAUCUUUAGUAGAAAAUAUUUCAAGUGAAAAGGAGGCGGAGAGACAAAAAAAUAUUGACAAAGAGUUGAAAGACAAAAGUUAUGGAGACCCGGAUUCUGUGGAUAUUAAACCAAAGCCAGUCACAGGUAUAUACACAAUAUUUCCACUAAGCAAAGAUAAUGAUAAACUACUCUAAUUUUUAUCUCUUGUGCCAUCAACUUUGUUGUAAAUGCUUAUUUAGGUGUGAGGUGUGCCAUGUAUUUAUUAUUAAAAUUAGCCUUUAAGUCUACGCCUAGAUUGAUAAUGGCUGCCUAAAUGCCUUAAGUGUUUAAGCCUAAGUAAACUGAUAUUAUGCAUUGGCAGUUCUGCAAAUGUAAUAAAUGCUUUGCCUUUACUGCUUUAGCCUUUACUUUGCCUUGGAUUUGUUUAAAGCAUGUUUGCAUGCCAUUUCAUUUAUUUUCAUGAUCAUGAAUUAAGUUUGAAAAAAGUUUAAUUAAAUUCACUUAACUUCUAGUUUUACACAGUCUAUACAAUACAGGCACAUGAAAUCUAUGCAGAUUGAACAAACUUUUAAAGUUAAAUUGUUAGGCCUAUGGAUUUUAUAUUAUCCAUCUACCGUCUAAAUUAUGUUCCCAAGUCCAAGUCAUUAGAUUUUAGUCUUAGCUUGUUGUUAAAGUUAAACAUUUAAUAAUUUAGUUUUAGGAUUUUAAAAUCGAACAGAUGAUUUAAAUUAAAAGUUUGUUUGUAUUGAUGCCAGGGCAGUUGACACAAAAAUUAACCAUUAAUAUAACUAAUUUACUCAGGUGAAAGUGAAAGUUUGGUUAAGUAUGAAAAAAUUAUGAAUAUUAAGGUGUUGUAAUAAUAACAGUAGGUGAAAAUGAAGACAAGUUAUAGUUUUUAUACUUAAGAUUUGGUCAAAAAGUAUUUUCAGAAGUAAUUUCCAAUUUGGUUCUGUAAGUUACGAGCUUGAGUAUAAAAACCUGCCCUGAUUCGGUUGAAUGCCUUUUAGUUUAAGGCCAAAUUUACAUUUAACUGUUUUUUUUUGGUAAGCGUAUCAUAUUGAUUCAAAAUGAAUAGUUUCCCAAAUGUUAAUUGUAUAUUUAUGUUUUUGAAUACUGACAAUUAUAAUGGAAAUAAAAUUGUAAUCAGGUUGCAGAUAUGUUCAUUGGCUCCAAAAAUUUUCCAUUCAGCCACACUCAGACCUUUCUAAAUAAAAGUAUAAGAUAAGGAAAAAAACCCAACCCAGCUCAAUAUAUAUAUUUUAUAUAUAUAAAAGCUCUUGUUGAGCAUACUUAAUAAAUAAGUAAGAAUAGUAAAGAUGUUGGGGCCAAUUGUCAAUCUAAUGCAGGGUGUCCUCAAGGCCUACAUGUUAUAAGGUCCUAACUAUUUCUAAGUGUAACAAAACCAAAGUGGGGGGGGGGGGCUUAUUUAUAGUUGGGCUUUCUAAUCAAUAGUUUACCAUAAACUGUAUAAAUACUUUAGUUCGAAUUUUUUCUCCCAUUAUAAACUUAAAUAAAAUCUCUUUUUUCUUAAGGGGGGGGGGGGGAUAUUUAUAGUUGGGCUUUCUAAUCAAUAGUUUAUCAUAAACUGUAUAAAUACUUUAGUUCGAGAUUUUUCUCCCAUUAUAAACUUAAAUAAAAUCUCUCUUUUCUUAAUAGCAGCUUUCAUUCAUCUCUUGUAUAGCUUAUACAAAACUGAGUCCAUUGUUAUUUAAAUAGGCAGGGGCUCCUAACUGGGUCACAGCUGGGAUCUUUAUUUUCCAAGUUCACAAAACCUUGCUUAGUUUUUAAACUAAAAUUUUAGAAGAAAAAAAAUUGUCAUAGUAAUAAAAUGUUAUAACAUCUGCAGUUUAAUAUUUUUGAAACAUAAAGCCUUAAUACUAUUAAUACAAGUCUCUUUUUAAAAACAUGUCAAGCAGUAGCCCAUAAAAACGAUGCUCCUUUUAAAUUCCAACAAAAGAGAUAUUAGGUUGGGCCUGGAAAAUCCCAAUAGUUACCUUGUACAAGGGCAUAUGACAGUUUGUAAACAUUAACUUUUUUUUUUUUUUUUUUUUUUUUUUUUUUUUUUCUUUUUUUUUUUUUUUUUUUUUUUUGCAGUUUGACUAUAUUGUUGGCUUUGUCAGUUUGCUAUGAGCCAUAAGCAUUUUAAAUUUUAGGGGGUCUAAAAAAAUUUUGUUGGAAAUUUAGAAGAAAUAAAUACUUAUAAUAAUUUUUUACUAUAAACCAUAAAGGGCUAAAGCAGUGAAAUAAAAAUGCCAAAGCAUUUUAAUUUUAGUAACUGAGAAUUUAAACCUUGAAAGGUAAAAUAUUUAAAAAAAAUUUUGCUGCAGAUUUAUUUUAAAAUGACUAUUAAAAAUGUUUAUUUACUUUUGUGUUAUGAAGCAAUAUCAAUAUCAGAUAUUAGUGAAGACACUGUGCUAUAUAUAUAAUUUUCUUUUUUUUUUUUAGAAUGUUAAAAUCAGCAACAUUUUGAAUUUUAAAUUUUUUUUUCCCUGACCCUAAGAAACCUAAACAAUUAUAUGCAAAAUUGUUAAGAGGUAGGGAAGUGAGUUAAUAGCAAUUAUGUAUCAUUGAUACAGUGGUAACAAAAUUUUUAUGUCAAAAUUUAUUUUGGGAGAUGCCAUUUAUGUAUCUUAUAUGUCUAAGUAUAAAGACUUAUAAGACUACUUUAAAAGUUAUUUGUGCAACAGUAAAUGCAAUAUUUUGCAAUCUUUAAAAAAAGUGAAUCUUCUAGGCUCUUCAUUGUUUAGUUACUGUAGUCACUUUAAAAGUGUAACCAGCCAUGUGUGUCAGAGGUAUGCAUUGCGUUAAAAGAAACUGUAAAUGCAAAAGAAUCUGUAUAAUGCAGGGCAUGGAAAGCAUAAGAUUAGUCAGCAUUGUUUGUACAAAGAUUAAUUUACAGAGUGGUGGGUUUACUAUUUUAUAAUUGAGACAUGAUUUUAAAAAUUCAAGUUAUUUUGACUCACGCUGCAGCUUAGAUUGAGUACUCUUUUUAAGACAAUUUCUGUUGACUAAAGAAAUCUAUAAUGUCUCACCUCAUCAUAUUCAAUUUUAUAAUGUCUCACCAUACCAUACUCAAUUUGAACAGAGUGCCCAGUGUGUCGGGAUCCUAUAGAGCAGCCAGGUACAAGCCUGAUGGAUAAUAUGUUUGCUGCUUUGGAUCCUGACCAGACAAUGCCUCAGCAGAACAAUAGCAAACAUAUGUGUACAGCUUGUGACGAGGGGGAAGAAGCAGGCUCAUACUGUUUGCAGUGUGAGGAAUGGCUUUGUGACAGCUGUGUGGAUGCCCACAAGCGUGUGCGGAUCACUAAAGACCAUACAAUAUCACCUAAAGAUGAGGUAAGACAUUUGGGUUCUGUACUUUCCUUGCGAUAUUCAAACAUUUCUAACAGUACAUUGUACAUGCCUGUGGCGCAUAAGCUGUUAAGUGUGCAUUGGUUCUGAAGCGUUCCACAUACUUUGUGAUUAUCAUCAGCUUCUGACAGCUAUAAAGCUGAUAUUUUCUUUCAACGCCAGUAUUAUUACUACUUGGACUUGGAUAUGAUAGUUUAUUCAACUUUUUCAAGUUUGUACAUUUUAUCAACACUUAUGGAAAGACUUGUUGCAAACAUUUUAAGAACCUUUUUUCAAGAGGGUCCUUAGAUUCUGAAACAAAUGCUUUCUUAUAAUCACUCAAGGCAUGGCCAGAUGGUGUGCAACAUUUUAUGGGUGCACCUCACUGAUUUAUUUUAUUUCAUAUUGUAAAUAGUAAAACCUCAGACACCAAAAAGGAACAUGAUCCCUAUGUCGCUCACACCAGGUAUACAUACUAGAAGAAGUAACACAUUCAUUAAAAGUCACCAUUUACCUUAUUUUGAUGCAGCUCAUAGUACUUGCUGCAUUUAAGUAAUAGAAACAAUUAAAAAAAAAGGGAUCUCAGGUCCUUUAAAGAAAUACACUUACAGAACUUGCUAUGGUUUUGCACCUAAUAAUUUUAGGUCCACUUCAAACUAUUCCUCAAAGCAAAAUAACUUGCAAAGAACUAAGAUAUAUAAUAUUGAGCUGUUUAAAUUUGCUGAUAGUUGGUUUGAACAGUCCCCUAACAUUGAGCUCUUCUAAAGGGGGAAACAAAUUCUGGCUUUGUUGAAUUCUGGAAUUGCAGGUUGAAAUGUCUUUCUCAAAAGAAAAUCUGAGGAAAAUAUAUUUUUUCCCCUCUUAUUCAUCACAAAGUUAAAUAAGAGAAUUAAUUCAUUUCAGUAGGAUGAUUUGUUCCUUAACUUUCAAGGUUACUGCAGUCAAAAUUACCAGCAUACGUCAGUGGUGUAUUGAGACACUAAAUAAAUUCUUAAAAUGAUUCAAUGUUAAUUUAAAAGGUUGUAUUACUAAUAUAAUGGAAUGCAGUUUAAACAGUAUCAAAAAUGAAAAAAUAAAGAGAGAGCAAGUUUGGUAGUUGUAUCUAAAAGGAUGAACAGGUGGUUUCACCCCAGCCUGCUAACUUCCUUUCAUCUUUGUCUGUAACCCCUACAAGGACAAGGUCAGUGAACCUGAUCCAUUGGCAGUGACUAGGUUAGGAAAGUGCAGUGUGGGGAUUUCCAUGAAGCAACUCUUGGCUCAGCAUUACUUCAAUGAUACACCAAUGUCAUGGAGGCUGCUUUAGAGCCAAUAGUUGAAAAGGGGGCAACUUAAUCAUUGACUUGACCCCAUUUUCUUCUGGGGGUGAAAGGCACUCAAGUUUUGCAUUGGUAAUCUGACUUUGGUAUAAAAAAAAAGAUAAUCUUGCCUAAUUAUAUAUUUGAACUAUAGGUUUGUCUUAUUUGUAUCUAUUAAUGAAGAUCAUGUCAUAUUUAUACCUAAAUUACAAGAUUUGCUUUGUCUCUCUCUCUCUUACUAAUAAACCUCACCAGCCCCAUCCCCCCUUAACAUACAAUAUUUAUAGUGGUGUCCCCUUUUCAUUUUUAUGUUAGGUGAAAAGCCAAAUAUUUAAUAUCUAUGCCAUAUGGGUCAAAGAGGUAAAAUUAUUUAUUCUGGGUGGGGUACAUUUCUCCAGGGGGGGGUAUAUUUAUAGAUAGGCUUUCUAAUCCACAUUGAGUUGCAAAUAGGAGUAUUAACCCCCUGGAAAGAUAGUGCACAAAUCACUUCAUAUAUUUUGAAAUUUAAGUUAAUUAAUCCAUCAAAAUACAUGUCUUUAACCUUCCUCACGCACAAAAUAAAAAAAAGGGGGGGGGGGGGGGGGUUAAAUUAUAGGAUAAGAAGUGCUUGGGGUAAGAUGGUAUCAAAUGUCUGAUUCAGUCACAAGCCUAGUUUGGAGAGGCAUGGCAAUUCUUAGAUGGUACUGGUCACUAGAUGAAUGUAAAGGGGGGGGGGGGCGGGGGAGUUGACUUGAGUUUAAGAAUUUGCAGAUGGUGGACAAGUUUUUGAUAUUAUGACAGGUGGUGUCAUAUAGAUAUAUGAUAUUAUAAACAAUAAAUCACUCUACAGAUAUCUAUGAAGUGAAAGGGAUUGUUUGUCUUAGGCGAUAGUAGGUACAGUUAUAAAUAGGAUGAUUUUAGUUUGGUAUGGUUGGGGUAGAAAUGUAAUUUAAAAAUGUGACUCCCAAGUAUUAAAAAAAAAUUCAUAAAUUUGUGUCAACAUCCCCCCACCCCACUCCUGUCCUGUUGCAUGACAUCAUAUAUGGAUGGCCUAUAGCCCUACUUUGAUUUUGUUGUUAGGAAGUACUUGUUUUGAUCAGAGCAAUCAUUUAAUAUGCACAAUUUAUUUUAAAAAUUAUAAACUAAACUUUAUUUUAAUAUAAGGACAGGAUUUUAAAAAUUUUAAAUUAUAUCUUGCAAUUAAAAACCCUCAUAAUUUUUUUUUAGCAGCUGCAAAUUGUACGGUAAACUAAGUAUUGAGAGGGAUUCACCUCUGGAAAAUUGUAAUUUAUUUUUCUCUUCAGUACUUUGCUAAGUACUUUGCUAAGACCUAGUAAUACCAGGGCUAACAGUAACCAGCAGAUGAAUAUUGAUUUUUCUAGAUGGGGAGAAAACUGGUAUCAUAAAUAUUGAUUUUUUUUUUUUAAUGACUACUUCUAUACCCUUAAAUGCAACAUUGAGAAAUACUUUGUGACAGAUUACUGCAUAUUAUUAUGCUGCCAGGCUUUAUUGCCUCUUCAUCAUUGGAAUGAUUGCUCUGAAAUGACACGAUGAUUGUAUAAUGGAGACAGCUGUUUGAUCUUAGCUGCUCUGCCUAUAAAUUAAAUUUUAAGUCUUUGACAUCUUGAGUGAUGGUGUUGUUUAACCAGCUAUUAGUCUCAAACGUCCGGUAAUCAUUUUUGUUUUAUAACAAGCCAGCAGUUAAAACCGUUGUUAAUAAAUGGAUGAGAUGGACGCAGCUCAGUUUUUGCAAACUGAAACGUUAAGAUGUCUUUUUUAUUUUUGGGCAUUUAUAUAGUUCUGAUUAUAGGUUAUGAAUAGUGUUAGAUCUAAUUUUUACAUAAGAACUAUAAAAAUUUAACACAUUUCAUCAUUUUGAAGUGAAAAUGCAAACUGAAUUAAAACCAAAAAUAGGUUUGAAUGAAAACCAAAAUAGGUUUGGUCACUUUAAAAGUUGUUUCAUAGGACUCCAAUUCUCAUGGACAAGUAAAAAAAACAAGCUCAAAGACAGCAUAACCAUAUUAAGUCUAUUGGUGUAAAUUUGACCAAUAUUUGCUGCCGAUUUUGAAAUCUUAGUGUGGAGUGCAAAAUCUAUGCAACUAAUUAUGACAAAUUAAAAAACAACAACUUUAAAUUAAAAAUAUGAAGUUACCUGUGCCAAAGCUAAUAUCUAAUAAACUUUACUGCCUCCCCGAUCUGUAAUGUACCUACCUGAUAUGUUUCAAGUAAAGCCAAUAAAAUGAUUAUUGGUUUUAAAUCUGAUUUCUUAAACUGAUGAAUGAAUUUUUCCCAAAAACGUUAAUAAAUCUUCAUGUAAAAUAUAAAUCAGAUAUAACUGAAAGUAAAUAAAGUUAAAAGAUUUAAAAUAUUCUCAAUUUCUCUCAAGGUGAAGGUCGUUACCAACAAGUCGCCAUGGGAACAGUUGAUGACAUGUAAACAACACAAGCAAGAACAGCUCAAGUUUUUCUGUGAAAAAUGUGAAAAAUUAACUUGCCGUGAUUGCCAACUGAUGGAUCACAAAGAGCACAAAUAUCAAUUUCUUGAUCAGGUAACUUUAAAAAAAACAAAAGUUAUGUCAUAUAUAUAUAAAGUAUAACUUUAUGAUCGGUUUUACAUAAUUCUUUCACCCGAGAAUAUUCUCUACCUCCAUUUAGAACAUAUUCAAAAGUAAGCACCCUUUUCCCAAUCAAGAGAGGGGUUUGGUAGUGGUAGAGUGCUACACAAUUAAUCAGUGAUGUCAACAUCAAAACAAAAGGUGGAGGUAAGGUUGCAUACCUUAGAUCAUGGUAACAAAACCUAGGUCAACACUAGGGGUGUGCCGGAAUCCGUUUCCGCCGGAUUUUGCACUAUCCGGUGAAAUCCGGUUCCGCCGGAUUUACAUGUAUUCGGAACAACCGGAAUCCGGAAUAUACCGGUUUUCGGAAUUUGCCAGAUUUUGUGACUCACCGGAUCCAGACCUGUUCACUCUUACGAUUUUGGCGUACAAUAUACGAUUUUUAGAUGUCUUUUAUGAUUGUACGCCAAGACCCUCCAAAACUACGAUUUUCAGAGACCCGGUGGAAAAAAUUUUCCCCCGAUUUAAAAAAAUUAAUACAUUUUCGGGUUUGGACGUUUUAGCCUUCUCUAAUGAAGAUCUGGCAGUGAAUAUGAACGAGAAAAACGAUUGGUUGGAUUUUUUUUUUUUUUAAAGUUGGGACCAUCCUUAUUAUAUUUCGAAAGCACUCAUGGGGACUGGGGGAGGUGGGGUUGUUGAUGACGGAAAUUGUGGCAUACGAGACACGCAUGGGUAGGGGAUUGGUGGGAGUGUCAAAGGAUAUAAAUAAAUAACCCCGACGUAUCGUAUUGACGGGAUCACAGUGAACUAGCUGGCUGCGUCAACAGUAAUAUUUAGACUUGUCGCCCUAGCGACACUUGUCGCCCUAGCGACAACUUCACCCGCCAUCGCCUUUGACUGCUACCAAGCGUGUGACGUAGUUUUGGUACAUAAUUAUUUUGUUCCUCAGAACCGCAGCGAUUGUAAAACUAGAGAUGGUUUUUAAAAUAAAAUAGAUGAUCCAACUGUUCUGCAGUGGAGCGUUGGAUUUUGGCAUACCAUGACGUAGUUUUGGUACAUAAUUAUUUUGUUCCUCAGAACCGCAGCGAUUGUAAAACUAGAGAUGGUUUUUAAAAUAAAAUAGAUGAUCCAACUGUUCUGCAGUGGAGCGUUGGAUUUUGGCAUACCGGUAUUUUAUAAGAUCCAGUCAGCGACAUUUACAAAAUAUUUUCAUAACUGGCAAAUCAGCUCUAUGCCUUCAACGAUUUUAAUACAACAGUUUGAUAUCACUACCAGGGUUUCUUUCAGCUAUAUCUCCCACACGAUCACGAUACAUUAAUCGAUUGUUUCGAGCGUUGAGCUUGUUUAAUGUUUAAUAUUCCGAACAUACCAGAGGCUAGAGUCAGCACCGCUAAUAGUGGCCAAUCGGCCCAAUCCCAUACAUGAUAGUGCCAACUGUUCAGAAGGCAUCCAACCCCUCAGAUUUAGCGGUAUCUGCAAAGUACCAAAAUCCGGAUCCGGCGGAUUUCGCAUAAGAAAAUCCGGAUCCGGUUGGAAAAAACGGAUCCGGCACACCCCUAGUCAACACACAGGCUAUAGGUACUACAACAUAAAAAUUAAUGCUUAUUGGUAUAUUAUUAAUAGGAUUUCAAACAUGCCCAGAAAGAGUGCAGCUAGGUGGGAUUUGCCAGUCAUCAUUAAUCCUUUUUAUUCCUACUUGUAAGUUAAUACAAAGCUUAUAUACUUAAGGGGAAACAUUCAGGAGUUAUGAAUUGGGGGUAUACACUAGGGGUGUGCCGGACCCCGGUCCGGAAUCCGGUUCCGCCGGAUUUUGCACUAUCCGGUGAAAUCCGGUUCCGCCGGAUUUACAUGUAUCCGGAACAACCGGAUUCCGGAAUAUACCGGAUUUCGGAAUUUGCCAGAUUUUGUGACUCACCGGAUCAUAAUCUGAAAUAAAAGUAAUUCUCUUUCCCGAAUUUCACACGAUCACGAUACAUUAAUCGAUUGUUUCGAGCGUUGAGCUUGUUUAAUGUUUAAUAUUCCGUACAUACCAGAGGCUAGAGUCAGCACCGCUAAUAGUGGCCAAUAGUGUAGGGACUUUGAUAAGAAAAUUUAAACUUUUUGUAAAAAUAAACCAAUGGCAUAGUUGAAAAGAUGUAAUUUUUUAAAGAAUUAUAACACCAAAAUCAUAUUUUUAGCUGUUGUAGUUUUAAAGUUAUGAAUUUUUAAAGUACGACUUGGUUUGUCAUUUUUUAACAUGGACUGCAUCUCCACAUUCUGUGAUCUCAUUCCACCAAUCCCGUCAUGCGCAAUGACUAUAUAGUUUAUAUAAGGCAACGCAUUCCCUGCCUUAUCACUAAAAUACUGUUUAGACUUAGUUUAAACUUUCAACUUUGGCACAUGAAUAAUUAAUUAAAGCUUUCCCUGACCAAUGGUUUAAUAGUUUUUGCACACGGCAAACUCUUAUGAAUGAAACUCUGAGGUAGUACUACGAUACAGUUAUGCAAGUGGCUGUGAAUGGUUGCCAAUGACAACGUGUUGCACACGGUAAAUUCUGAUCAUUUAUAAUAUGGAUUCUACCGGGUUGUUAAAGCUCAAAUUAAAACAUUCCAGUUUAAAUGUCUUUAAAUGCAUUCUGAAACACAAGUUAUCAAUUAUUUUGAUGUAAAUAGUGAUAAUAAAUUAAUAUUUCCUAAGUAUCGUCAACUUCCGCCAUUAAAAAGGGGGGCGUGGCCAACCCCAUGGCGAAAUUAGGUUGAGCGAGCUGCAUAACCUGCUGCGAACGCGUAGAAACAUGGCGUCUCUCGUAAGACACUUAUCCAAAUGGAACGGAACUCAAAUAUAUAUCGAAAGUACUAAUUUAAUAAUAAAUAGACACACACAUCGGAAAAUUAAAAACUCGGAUUUUUUGGCGCCGAUUGCGAAUUCCCAUACACAAAAAGUAGUAGUCCACCUUGACUUACCGAAGUAUCUACCAAUAGUACCAAAAUCCGGAAUCCGGGAGAAACCGGAAUCCGGAUCCGGCGGAUUUCGCAUAAGAAAAUCCGGAUCCGGUUGGAAAAAACGGAUCCGGCACACCCCUAGUAUACACACUACAAUUUAAUAGGGCCAUGAGAGAUUUUUGUAAGCUGAAGUAAAUCAAUACAUAAAAUUCUCUAGGUAUGAAAGCAAGUAUGGUGUAUUGUUGAGUUCAAAUAGUGUGCAAAAUAAAAUUCGCAAUAACCUUUCUAAACGAAACUCUUAUAAAUACACCUAGUUUGAUUAAUGCAAAAUAUUUUUUGUAUUACGGAAAUUGAAAGUCUUAAUUUAAAUAUGGUAAUAAAUCUUAGGUGUAAAAGCGGGUGGGACAUUAGCACAUUAAUAUAAUUCAGGGGCGUGAAAAAAGGUGAGUGACGUACGUGGAGGAGAGGGGGGUGUAGCACUGAUUAGGAUUCUUAUAAAAUGCUUUUACUGAAUGCAUGUUUUGUCAAGUAAAAUUAUGGGAAGUUAACACAUUGCAGCCGCCAUUGUUUGGUGGGCUAUAACUAGUAUUGUUGAAUUCAGUAGAUAUGCAAACAUUAAUUUUUGUUUUGUUUGGGUAAAAGAGUUAUAUAGCCCCAAGAACCUGUCUGGUACCACUAUGCAAGAUUAUCAUAAUCCCACCCAUUAUGUGCUACAUUCUGACUGCAUUUAAGGGCUGAAAUUGCGUUCCAUGAUUUUUUAUAUAUUUUUUUUAUUAAUGCCUACUUGACAGGUUCUAUUUAGGUUAGCCUCAGGUUUUUGCCCUACUAUCCUGCUUUACUUACCUAAAAUGGUAAUUUAAGCCCUUGACAACAGGUUUUGGUUACUGAACUCAGAUUUUUGUGAAGACAUAUAUUAUGUUGGGGAUAUGGUUAUAUACCAAAAAUGGCUGUAAAAGCUUUUAUUGAAUGAUGUAAAAAAUCACCCAAGUACACUUGUUGGGUCUUAAACUCAACUAGAAGGUUAAUAAAUGGACAUGUUUAAAAUUUGAUUGAGAUUUAGAGAACAGGAUGAGGAAGAUUAAAGCAUUAAGGUGAAUAGGGAUGUAAUAAAAUGAACAGUCCAGUUAAAGCUAGCUGACAGGUGUGUCAAGAAACAUUGCAACUGCUUUACAGAGCCUUAGGCAGACCUUCCUCAUAAUCUUGUAUAGUUCUUAUUAAACACCCCUUCCCAAGAGUAGUAUUUAAAUCGUACUUAAGUUUUAACAUUUUAAAAAAUGUAUUGAACUGUAACAACAAACACCCCCCCACCCCCCCCAGCUUUAUAUGAUUGUUUUAGACAACACAAAUUAUUAUUGUUAACUAAGUAGCUGCGGUGUUCAAGCCUGAAACUAUACAUUUUUUUAAUGCAAGUAACGAUCACAGAAAAUUAUACAACCAGAAGAACCAGAUAGAAUUUCUAAAUCCUCACUUUUAACAUUUAAAUUGAAGGGCGCAAUUUUUAAGAACUAGAAAGCACUCACUUUAAAAAAACAAACUUUUUUUUUCUUUUUUGGGGUAAAAAUUGGAUGCUUAAUUAAUUUUUAUUACAGUCAUGAGGGUGCAACAAGCUGUUAAAAAAAAUAAAAAAAUAAAUUUUAGUUUGAUUAGACAGGUCUGGUGUUCAGUAAAAAAAAUUUCCGUGGGGGUUGUGAUGGUUUGGAUAAUGUACUAAAGUUAUAAUACAUGUCUUAUUUGUGAGUGCGUAUCUUGAUCAUAAUCUUUCCCAUAACAACUAGAGUGAGAAAGAUUUAUGUGGCAAAUCUGUUGGCAGAUUUUCUUCUCUACAGACUAAAGUUCAAGUCUCUCUCUUAAGUUUUAAACUACUACAUUAACUACAUUAUCUUGUUUAUUAUUAUUUAAAAAAAAAUAUCUUUUUGAUAAUUAAAAAUUAUUAAAAUCUCAUUUACAUGAUUGGUGGCUUAAGUCCAUGCAUUUGUUUAAUCUUAUGUAUAUGUAAUAUCAGGCUGCUGAGCAGUACAAGGCAAGAUUGAAAGGGAGCCUGGCUCUGAUGGGGGAAAAAAGAACCAAACUUGCCGCUAGUAGAGAAGAGAUUGAGCAGAAAUUAAAUAACUGCAAGGAGCAGAAGGACAAUUUACAACAGGAGAUUCUUAAGCAAGCUGAUAUCCUGGUUAAGGGUAUUCGACAGGUGAGAUAAGCAACACGUUACUUUAUGAACAUGGCAUCACAUGACAUUCUUUUUUUUUUACACUAUAAACUACCCUAUUUACAAUUAUACAUGGCUAAUUAAGCAGUCAUCUAUGAUGAGCUAUGUUGAUUGCUAGUGGAAAUAAAUAAAUAAAACUUUUGUGUGUAAAUAUCUACAUUUUAGUAAUUUCUUGUGUGCUUAACCACAUUUUAUUCCUUCUAGAAAACGUAAUGAGACAAAUAGUUAUUUGAAGUUGAAGUUUAAAUAUAUUUAUAAAGAUUUACGGAGAAACUUUUUGUCCACAAAUUCUCAUGGAUGUACCUUGAGACUAAAACAGUAUAUGAAAAGGGAAACAUACAUUUUUAUAGUUCCUUUAUGUGACUUGCUCAUUGAUUCGCAGGCUGUCUGGGGCGUCCUAUCAAACUUGGCCUCUUUCACAGACGCUGCAACAAAACGUCUCAAUAAAGAAAUAGAUGAUGUGUCAGACCUGGUUGGAAAAUUUGACCAUUGCAUUCAGUUUAUGGAAGACAUCCUCAGUGAAGGUUCCAGUAUGUCACUGCUCUAUUCCAAAGGAAAUGUUGAGACUAAAUGUCGCAAAGUUUAUCAUACUCAGGUAUGGCCCACAACAUGUAGAUAAGGAAUGCACUUGAGAAGUUCUAUCAUUGUUAAUGAAGAAUUAGGAGACCAGAAUAGUUGAUACCAACUUAUUUAUUAACAAAAUUUUGUUUGCAGUUUGUUUGUACAAACUUUAAAUAAUUUUGUAAGAAAAAUUUCAGUAUUGCCUCUUAUUUUAAAAGAAAUAUCAUUCUUCAUAUCAUAUAUUAUUCCUGUCAAAUAGGUGGAUCCCCAGUCUCUAAAGGGCACUUUGCUAAUACAGUACAAACAUGAUGUCAACUGGUUGCUGGGAAACCUCAAUAAAAUUGGAGCCAUUUUCGUCAACGGUGUCCGCUACCCACCAGACAAGAACGGAGGCCAGGCUGCCAGACAGGGACCCAGCGGUGGCUACCAAGAAAGCCGCUCUGGUGUGAUGAGUGCGACCAGCCCACACCUACAACACAUGGCCAAUCAGGUAAUUAAACUUGACAUCCUUUUCAAAGAUAAACCCUGCCUUGAUUUAGUUUAUGGAAACGGUAAGCUAUGUCUACAACAUUGACAAGCGUGAAAAGUCUGUCUUUAAAACUUUCUUUCAGCCCAUACCUGGACAAAGAGUACCGGCAGACUGGUCUAAGUUUAUCCAGUCGGCAUCCAAGCCCCCAGCUCCUCCAAACAUUUCCAUGAGCUCUCUAGGUGGAGGGGGGUCCUUGCCCCCCCAACUCACACUGCCUGCCAACCGUAGACCACAGAGUAGCAGCAUGAGUCACUCAUGGCAAAGUAAGUUGUGUGAUAAUUUUGAGUUUAAUUAUAUUAAGUGCCUUUAUACAACUCUUACAGUCUAAGAUUAACACAAAAAAAAUCACAUUGGUGCUGAACAAUAGACAAUUAAAAGAGAAUCUAUUUGAAAAGAAAUAAAUACUAACGUAUGGCUGUGGCAUGUGUAGUUUGACACUAGCUGCCGGCUCUGUACAAUAUUUAAAAAAAAAAUUAGAUAAUGUUCUCCAGAGAUAGAUUAUUCUUAAAAAAAUUUAAUGUAUAAAUAUUUUCAGCUCCUCAGAGCCUUUCCACUUUUCCAGGCCACUUUGUUGCAGGACAACUCUUGACUCCACAUCAGCAGCAACAGGUAAAAAAAAAAUUAUAAAACCCACCGUCUGUUUAAUAUGUUCAUAAGAGCUAUCAAAGAUAACAAAAUUAAUUUUCUUUUGUUUAGUUCUAGUGCUUGUUUCAAAUAAUAUCAGCACACUUCUUGAAAUUAAGGGGCUUAUAAAAAAUUUAGAAGUAAAGGAAAUUUGUGUUAACAAUUAAUUUUGGACUUGAAAGCAUAUAUAAAAUUUUGUGAUUUUCAGGCUGCAAGGCCAGCAUUUACGCCAAUGAGAUUACACCACCGACCAGCCACACAGCCUGCUUUUCCUGGACAAAUUGACCACAGUAAGCACUUUGUCCCACAAUAAUGAGAAUAAAAUACUUUAACUGAUCCAAAGAAAUGACUAUUUCUUUUUUUUUUUUUCAUUCAUCAAAGAUUUUUUUAUAGUCUUGAAAAUCCUAUAGUUUUUUUUUGUUGUUUUAUGAAAUUAGUCUAUAGCAAAUCUUUCAAAUAAGGUUGCGGUAUGAAUAACUGUUGAGUUUCCGAGUGUGAGUUGUAAUUUUGAAGAGUCAUGGCUUUUUUUUUGUUGGCUCCAGUAAAUUUUUCAGUUAAGAAUUGCAUAAUUAAUUAGUUACAUCAGUUUUUUAAUGCUCAUCUAACAAGUUUUGUCAUUGUAACUGCUUUAUUAACAAUUUAUGUCUUCGUAACUGGGAUAUUAACAAGUUAUGUCAUUGUAACUGCUCAUUAACAAGUUAUGUCAUUGUAACUGCUCUUAUAUAUUGAAUUUGUCUACCACUUUUGACACCAGUGUAACAGUCUUCAUAAUUGUAUGGAUGUUCCCUUGUUUGCUACUCUUGGUUAAAUUAUGCACAUGACUCACCGCUUUCUAAAUACUGAGCUCCUGUUUUGCACACUUCAUUUUUAUUAAAUUACUCACAGAAUCACAUCAAAUAUUAGAACAUAAAAUAAUAGCUCCUCCAACACCGUAGAAUAAUAGAACAAUCAUAACACAUCAUUGGGAAGCUCAAAUAAUAAUUAUAUCCUUGGAUAAUAGAUGAAGGCAACCUCUCUCAUAAUAAUUAAAUAUAGAUAGCUGACAAUCAGUGAGGACUACAGAGUAUUUACUACUAAAAUAUGAAAAGCUCAUUCUCUUUUAUCAUCUGGACACCUGGAGUUUGAGUUGUUUAAUUUUUCUACGUUGUGCUUCGUCUGUCCCAAUGCCUAGAUACUUAAAUAUAAAUCACAGAGAGGAGCGGUCCUGUACUGACCACUUCUAAAUCAAUAGUUUGUGAUAAGUCAGGACCGGAGCCCUCCUCGGUAACAACCGUUCUGUGACAGACAGUAUUGUUAUAAAGAAGUCUGUUUUUUUAAAGAAAGGUUUUGAACAUUAUUUUUAUUUCUCUUAGGAUCACAGUCCAUGCACAGUCCACCUCAGUACCGCAUGGGAGGAGAGGCUAGUGGCACACCUCGUUCUGCUCACAGCACCCCCGAUCCAGCAAGACCAGCCAGUGCUGGAAUGUAUGACGGCUCUGUCAGGCCUGAUAGGUAAGAAAAACACAAUUUUACUGAAUUAUUUGGCUUCGACAAGUUUCAAUAGCAUUAUUAUGAGAUAAUUCUCAUGCAUACAUACUGGCUUGUCAAAUACGGAAAAAAAAUAUCAUCAUACUGCUUCUUAAAGUCUCCAAAUAAAAUAGUUACAAUCUUCAAUGUUGGGGUAAAGUUUUAAGGACAGUAAUGAAUUAUUUAAUAUAGAAGUUGUAAUACACAUUGGACUUUCUUCUUCAUUAAUCUUAUCCAAUAUCCACAGUGGAGGUGGUUCAGCAAUGGUUGAUGUCAAGAAAGAGAAACGGGAUCAUUCUCCAGAUUGUGUCAUCAUGGCUACCAGCAUGAAGACUGAGAGAUCUCCAGCAUUUCAAACAAGUCCACUGGUGAGUUGA